Neodiprion fabricii is the source of this 1943-nucleotide messenger RNA. RefSeq lists its product as uncharacterized. The transcript is spliced from 2 exons. The record is from RefSeq and is a predicted model, not a curated record. Lineage: Eukaryota; Metazoa; Arthropoda; Insecta; Hymenoptera; Diprionidae. The coding region runs from base 377 to 967 and encodes 196 amino acids.
AUAUAUCGUAUCGUAAUUUCUAACGAAACCGAUCGCCAAACUCGUAACCAUGCACUCAAGCUGUUCGUGAACACUGGUCAGUUCUUUCCUUACCGUACGUAAAUCGAGUUCCGGUGUUUCCAGUUCUCUAACACGGAAGGCCACGGAAAGUAUACUCGGACUUUGAUUCGUAUUCCAUCAGUCGAGUAUGAUCUCGUGGUUGCUACAGAUUCUUCGGUUACUUGAUUUUAAGUUUGAAGUUUUCUCAAUCCAAUUUACUCUUAGUUCAGUAACGCACAACCAGCAACUGCAUCAGUAGACAAAGGAGCAAUGGGAUACAUCGUAAUGAAGUAAAAGCUCAGCUGGAAUUAGCCAGAGAUAUUUGAAGCCACAAAAUAUGAAGAUAAGAGUGACCUUGAUCAUUUUUAUGUGCACCACCUUUGCUGCGAAUGCUGAUAAGUUUCCAGAGACAAAAGAUCUGGCGAAGAAGUCCGAACCAAGGCACCGAGUGUACGAGUAUUCAAGAAGCAUCGAAGCCGUCAGCGUAGAUUUCGGUAAUGCAAAUGGCGGAGGUCGAAGUGAAGUUACGAAGCAUGUGCGCCUCUCCUACACCCCAGAUGAAGAAGAUAUCUCAGACAGUAUGGUCGGAAAUCAUAUUCAGAAGGGAUCCGAGAGGUCAUUGCAGGUGCUGACUAGUACGAGGAAGAACUCUAAGCAGCCAUCGAAAAUUCUUGACUCUGAUGGCUCGACCUCGAGCGAGGAAGGGUUCUCUUGCAGUUGUGUCGAGGAGGAGAAAGGACAAGAUGGAGGAUUUCAUGAUGCCACUCUUAGUGGCUUACAAAAUGAAAUUUGCUGCAUUGAUACCAAUACUAAUGGGUGGGAUGUCACUGCUGGUCUCAACAACAGCUUUGGCUGGAUUCUUCUUUUCACUGUUCGCCGCCGUGCUAGGACUCAAAACCGAUUAAACAUGCUAUCCAAGGAAGGAUAGCUCUAACGCAAAGAGAAACUGUAUACUUUCAACCUGGAGCAUCUUCAAUUGUGCAGAGAGAACUUUGCAAGAAAUGAUCGAUCGUGCAGCUGGGCAAUGAUUAUAUUUUGUCGAUAACCCAAAUGUGUAGGUUUUAUUUACGCUUAUUUCUACCUACCUUAUGUUAGCUCGAUAUACUCGGAAUAGCCAGAUAAAUCAAGCGCAAAAUGUCUGGGUAAACGGGCUAUCAUUGACCAUCAUCAAGCUGCUCUAAGACAGCACUUUAUUGAUGCAAACAAGUGCAUCAACCUGAGGUAUUAUCUGCGAGGUUGAAUCGUGCGGCGAAAUAACGGGAAAAUAUUCUAUACGCAUACAGGCGUAGAUCAACUGUUACACAAUAAAACAAGUUCAAUAUUAUUUUAGAUGAUAAAUAUUUGUUUAAUUUAAUUGGCUUAACAUUAGUACAUUUGUUUUGUCGCGUUUUACAUGUUUCGAUCUGGAUUAGGUGUAUGAAUGGAUAUGGCUUUUCAUGAUGUAUCCAGUUAUAAUUAAUCUCUUAUUAGCUAAUUUAAAUAUUCUUCUACAAUACACGCUUGUUCCCCGUAUAUUAAGAUUAAACGUGUUCGUAGUUUUGAAAUAGUUUAUAUCAGGUAGGUAUUUAUUAUAUUAAAUUAAGAUCUUACCUACUUCAUCUCAUGACACUGAUGACAUUAAAAUUUCUUACACUCUGUAAUAAAUAAUUCGUUAUUUUCAACAAAACCUAAAUCUGACUUUCUGCUUCGCCUAUCCCGCAAAUAAAAUAUUAGUGACAUGAACGCAAUGUAGGGAAGUGUGGAGUAGAUCUUUGUGAGCCAGGGGCAAAGCGAAUUCAAUACUAGCAGUAUCGCAAUUCUGCAAAGUGUAUGAAGGUGUUGAAUUCAACCUAACCUCUGCUUACAUAAUUUCUAUUCUUCCCGACAGGCCUGAAAGUAGCAGUGAAUAAUCUUCGAAAUAGUAA